GGCGAUCGACGCCCGUCCGGAUCGUGUCCGGCUUCGGCUCGGCUCGGCUCGGUCCAGCGCGACGCGCUCGUGUUUUAUCUGGAUCUCUCCGGCCGCGGCGAUCGGCGAGAUCGUAAAACGGCCCGGCCGACGGACUCGUUGUCAGUGGUAUUUCCAAUUGGCCGGUUGCGAUCUCUAGAAGGAAACCGGUUCGACGACCAGCCGUGGAUGUGUGUACUCCGGUCUCCCGCCUUGCGCGCUCAUCUCUCUCCCUCCUUCCUCCGCGUCCUCUUCCUACUCCGUGGCGUCCUGCACUCGCUCUCGUCUUAUCCCGUAUAGUCAAACUCGCGAGGCCACUUUCCGUGUCGACUAGUCUCGGGCUUUACUUUUCCAGUGAUACACGCGACGCGCCAGUAAUCCGUCGUGACUUGGCACGUGCGGUCAAAAUACCGCGGUAUCGAGGUAUCGAGGCUCGGCCGCGAUCGAACUUUGGAUGUUAACGCGCUGCGAGCCGGUGGCACCGUUCGCGUUUCUGAGGAACGCAAAAAGGGCAACAAAGGGCGAUUUACUCGCGACCGGUCGGUGCGCCUCGCUCCGGCGCGAUCACGAUGGACAUACCCGAGCGCGCGGACGAUCGAUGCGUAAGUGCUUCGCCGAAUCUAUAGAUCCGAGGAACGUAGAGAGAGGCUCCGGCGUGACUCGGGCGAAAGUUUCUUUUUUUUUUCUUCUUAAAUGGUUGGACAGCGCGAGGGAUCGCUCGGAGGCGCGGGAAUAUCUCGAUUCGGCAGUCAUGUAGAAGAAGGUCGACGUCGGAUCGAGGGCUUUCGCAUUGAUUUCCGGGAGGGGUCAACGGCGACUUGGAAUCGCCGGUUUUUUAGCCUCGAGCAAAGCGAGAAAUGAGAGCUUGACGGGGUUGGCAGACAUCCGCGAGAGACUCUCAGUGAGUUCUGCGAGCCGAGCGAGGACGAGGGACGAGAUGUCGUGAACGUUUCGCGAGGGAGACGCCGGGCCGCCUCUGGCGCGCGAGAAUUUUGGGAAUUUUUGCGAACGCCGGAAGAAAAGUUCCUUGUGUUUGGUUUCCGCAAGUUGGACCGGGACCUCCGGGGUCAGCCUGGCCGGAAAAUUGGCAGUGUUAGUUGGCGGGGAUUUUGCGGAGUGCAUCGUGGAAGACUGCGCAAGAUUCUACCUAUGAGUGAUGCUUCCGGACGUAGCUCUGGCGAAAGUUCGGCCGUUAGUUCCGCCCCGUUGAACGAUACCGAGGAAUCUUGUUCGCCGAGGGCCGAUUCCGCCGCGCGAUUACGCGAGGCGGAACGACGUGGUUGAGGGAGCCCGGGGAGAGAGCGGCCAGCCGCGCCAAAACGCCGCGGCCGCGUCUCUCGCGAUUCAUUUAUAAUAAUCGGAGCGAUCGUGCGUCGCACGAACGGUCGCGGCAGCGUAUCGUCAAUGGCGCACGUCCAAUCUCCGAUCGCUACAUUAGGUUACGGAUACCGCGCGAUAUCGCGGAUAUUGCCCGUUCGCGUCCCGGCGAUCUGGUUCAGCUCGCGAAUCGAUGGGAAGAAACGGGCGCUCUUGCUUCCGUGAGAUCGAGCCGCGGGCUCAAGGCCGGGUAAGCGCCGCACAAUCGGAUACACGGGUGGAAGAAAGGGAUCUAUAAAAAUCCACGAACGCUCUCGGAACAGACGGUUGAAACUAAUUUAAUAAAAUGAGUUUGGAGUACGAUCGUGCGCCAAGGCGUAUCCGCGCGCCCACGUAACACGACGCGCACACGGACCACCCCAGUGAAUGUGAAAAGUGUCGGUUCGGUUAUAUCGCGCUUGUUCGUAACUCCUCCCUCGUCGGGUUUCGUUUAUACAUAUAUAUCGCGCGCUCGCGCGCGCCCGCUCAUUCUCAUUCUCGAAAGCAGUGCGCGAAUACGUGUACAACGAGUGGUGGAUCGCGUGCCCCGCGAUCUCGUGCCCCGACGCUUGUCGUUACACGUCCGAUCGUAAGUGUAACGAAACUUGCUGUAUACGCGGUAUCGCGCCCUGUCACGGUACAGUAAAAUUCGUGCCGCUCUGGACCGGCGGCCCGCUGUUCUCACGGACGAGGAUCUGAUCCUCGAACAACGGACAGAAAGAGAGAGAGAGCGAGCGAGGGAGAGAGGAAAGGAAAGAGAGCCGACGACGGAGGCCGAGGGAGAUAUGUGCGGCGUGGGAUACUCGUUUUGGAUCGGACUCGACUAUCGGAAGUCCGUACGAAUCCGUCGGUACGGCUACAUUCGCACUUAGGCACCUGAAACGAUCCGUGGGGCGGAAGGGAGGGAAAGUGCGUGAGCGGUUCUAAUCAACGUCAAUUGAGUUAGAUUGGGGUCGAAGUGGUUCCGAAAGGGACGCCGAUAAAAGCCAUGGGCAUCAUGGACGCGUGGAAGGGCGGCCGGAUAAUCUAUGCUUAUCUCAUAUGGGUCGUCUUCAAGGCCGCCGUGGCGGGGGGACUUUAUGAUGCCAUGAAUUCGUUGAUGGAGGACGUCGUCGUGGAGGCGGGGAAGAACGUCACGCUGGGUUGUCCGGGGGUGACGGAGGAUUCGCUGGUGCUGAUGCUCGAGUGGCGGGCAAACGGGAUGCGGCUGCUCGAGUACAAGAGCAAGAGCACGACCGUCGUGCGGCGAACGGAACAGAACAGGAUGUCCCUGUCGUUGAAAAAUUAUUCGCUGCAGAUGCAUCCCGUCACCGCCUCCGACAGCGGUACGUACGAGUGUCUCGUGAACAACCGGAAUGCGCCGGAAGCCGUGAUCAAGCUCAUCGUGCGAGAUGUGCCCGAUCCACCGGAACGACCGCUUGUCAUAAGUUACACGUCCAAAGCCGUGAAUAUAUCGUGGGCACCCGGCGUUAAUUCCCACAACACUCCAAUUUCGCAGUACGUCAUCUACACCCGCAUCGACGAGGACGGCCCGUGGAACGCGACGAAGGAGAUCAUAACGCCACACAACGACACGUUCUACACCGUCGAGAAUCUAAGGCCGUUCACGGUGUACAGCUUCCGGGUGGCGGCGAUAAAUGCUUUAGGGCGCAGCAAGCCCAGCCAGGCGUCGUACUACAUGGUGACCCUCCGUGAAAUACCAGAAGGCAAACCGACCAUCACGGCGGCGCACAACACCUCAGCGACGUCUAUUUAUCUGGCGUGGAAGCCGCCGGGUCGCGACACCAUACACGGCGAGUUCCUCGGGUAUCGCAUAGGAUAUCGGCGACGCGAGAAGGCGGAUGAGGAGAUGAAAAACAUUUACAUUCGCGAUCCCGCCGUCGACAAUCACAGUAUUCACAACCUGGACACCUUCACGCAGUACCUCGUCUCCCUGCAGGUGUUCAACCCCGAGGGUCACGGGCCCGCCUCCACCGUGACGGUGAUGACCGACGAGGGCGCGCCGACGAAGCCGGAGAACCUCACCUCGCAGGGAAUCACGGGCACCACCAUCGAGCUCGCGUGGUCGGAGCCCGAGAACGCCAACGGUGUCAUCGCCGGUUAUCGCAUUUACUACAUGCAUUCCAAUUACACGGACGUUAAGAUGCACAUACCCGACAAGUCCGCCGACGACUCGUACAUCGAUUUCGUUCUGAAAGAGCUGCGUCCGUACACCGAGUACAAGAUCUGGGUGAAGGCUUACACGCGGAAGAACGAGGGCGAACCGUCCGAUCAGAUCAUUCGCAAGACCGACAUAACAGGACCGACCGCGCCUCAGAUCUUGAAUUUGACCUGCCAGUCCCACGAGUCCGUCUACGUCCACUGGGCCAGGCCGGCGAACUUCUGGGGCUCGAUCGACUAUUACUACAUCAAUUACCGAAGGGACAAUGGGCGAUAUUACGAGGAGAUCGAGCUGUCGGCCGACAAGAAUCACCUCGAAAGCGGGGCGAUUAUCCCGAACCUGACGGUGAACACCGUUUACGAGAUCAUGGUGCGGGGGGCCACGAGGAGCACGAUCGACAGCCGCCUGAUCGUCCAAGGCGAGAGCUCCGUGCCGACGAAGGUGCUGGUGACCCGCGACUGCGACAAGAUACCGCCCUUGAUGCGCCGCAGCAGCAAGGAUCUCAGCGCGGGCGUGAUCGCCGGUAUGGUCUGCGCCUGCUUCGCCGUGAUGCUGGCGAUCACGUCCUUCGUGCUGUGGAAACCGAUCUUCAGGAAAUGCUUCCACACUGCCUACUACUACCUGGACUACCCGCCGCGCAACGUCCCUACCCUCCAGGAAUGGGAGAACAGCGAGCAGGACGGCGAGAGGACCGCCGUGGCCGUCCAGCAGUUCGUUCAGCACGUGGCGAGCCUGCACGCCGACGGUGACAUCGGUUUCAGCAAGGAAUACGAGCUGAUACAGUCCGAGACCGGCGAUUACACCGUCGAGAAUUCCCAGUUCGCCGAGAACAAGGCCAAGAACAGAUACCUGAAUAUACUCGCGUACGAUCACACUCGCGUGCAAUUGCUCUCCUGCGGCGGUGGGCCGCCUAAAAAGGGCCAGGACUACGUCAACGCGAAUUACAUCGAUGGCUGGCAAAGGGCGCGAGCCUACAUCGGCACCCAGGGCCCGCUCCCGCCUACGUUCGACGGCUUCUGGCGGAUGGUCUGGGAGCAGCGCGUAUCAAUAGUCGUAAUGAUUACCAAUCUGGUCGAGCGCGGUCGUAGGAAAUGUGAUAUGUACUGGCCCAAGGAAGGGACCGAGACGUACGGUUACAUUCAAGUGACUCUAGUGAGGGAGGACAUUAUGGCCACGUACACCAUCCGCACUCUCCAGAUUCGACAUUUAAAGCAGAUCAAGAAGAAGAAAAAUGGGACCAAUAUGGGCGAGCGCACUAUAUGGCAGUACCACUACACCGGUUGGCCCGAUCACGGCGUGCCCGAUCAUCCAUUACCCGUUCUGAGUUUUAUCCGCAAAUCGUCCAACGCUAAUCCGCUCGAGGCUGGCCCCAUCGUGGUGCACUGCAGCGCCGGCGUCGGGCGUACCGGAACGUACAUCGUGAUCGACGCCAUGCUGAAGCAAGCUAAAGCCAAGGGCGAGAUCAAUGUGUACGGCUUUCUCAAACACAUCCGCACUCAGAGGAACUUUCUGGUUCAGACGGAGGAGCAGUACAUCUUUAUCCACGAUGCCCUGCAGGAGGCGAUCGAGAGCGGCGAGACCAAUAUCGACGCCAAUAACUUAAUAAAGCACAUUCAAGACAUGCUGUGCCCAUCGAAUAACAAGACUGACGCGUGGAACAACAUUGAGGCUCAAUACAAGUUGGUGACGUCGUGGAAACCUAAGGACUUCAAUCUCGUAUCCGCCACCAAAGCGUGCAACGUCCACAAGAAUCGUAAUAUGGAUAUUAUCCCUAUCGAGAAUGCGCGCGUUCACCUAACGCCAAAACCGGGCGUCGACGGAAGCGACUACAUAAACGCGACAUGGGUUUCAGGCUUUCAACGCAACCGCGAGUUUAUCAUAACGCAGCAUCCGAUGGAGAACACCAUAAUGGAAUUCUGGCAAAUGAUGUGGGACCACAAUGCGCAGACUAUCGUCAUGUUAACUCAGUGCGACGAGGAAUAUCCGGAAUUUUGGCCCAUCGAAGGCAAGGAUCUCGAGUCCGAGACAUUCCGAGUGCGGCUCUGCGGAACGAAGGAGACUGUGAACGGGACAAUCUUGCUGGAAGUCGCGGUUCGGUCGUUGCAAGACGACUACGAGCUCAGCGCCAGGAUCGUUCAAGCGCCGUCGAAUCAGUGCGGUCUGUGGCCGCACAACAACAACCCGAAGACCUUCGUCAGCAUCAUUCAGGAUUUUCAUCGGGAUUAUCAAAACGGUCCUAUCGUCGUGAUGGAUAGGUACGGUGGAGUCGAGGCGGCACUCUUCGUCCUGCUGACCACGUUGAACAAGCAAUUGGAAUUUGAGCAAAGCGCCGACAUUUACAUGUUCGCGAAGCUGCUUUACAUGAAGCGACCUGGCGUUUUCCGCUCAAAGGAGGAUUACGCUCUGCUGUACCAAUGUCUGGAGUCCAUGCUAUCGACGAAGGGUCGCGCGGAGCCGGAUCUGUACGCCAUGGCGAAUGGACACGUCGCUGCGCUGAGCGAUCCGAACGAGAUCAGGUCGGCCUCGUCGAUUCAACACAUGCCGAUAGAUUAUCCAUCCAAGUCAUCCGUCAUUCGCGAAUACGCGACCGUAGAAGUCAGUUCCGAAUACCUGUCCGAUUAUACCAUUCCUAUACGCGUGGAUCACCCAAUCGAGUCGUCCAGCAGCCGUGGGAGCGAGCCCUGCCUCUCCUCCCACGGCGGCAGCAACGAUCAUGUAGUACCGUCGGAGAAAAGCAUGGUGGUGUCGCAGAGAAACAUUAGCUUUCAUAAUCAUCCGCCAUCCGGCGUCUCCGUAAUGGUCGAUGCUAACGGUUAUAUCACAAAUGGCAGCAUGCGCGUACCUUCCGACAGUAUGGAGCCCAGCUGUAAGAUGAUGCCGCAAUGAUGCCGGCCUAUCUUCGGUUGCAGCGCACCCUCGCGAAGGUCGGCCCCGCUGUAAUCGAGACUCCCGAACGCCGGAAGUUUAAUCACGAACUGGUAAGUGCCGUCCGUAAUCCUCGACGGGUAGAGGCACGCUGUGUCGUAACAGAGAGAGAAAGAGAGAGAAAAAAAUCUGCUUCUCCUGCGUGCAGACUAAUCCUCGCAUCGCGGAGAAGGUGAUAAUUCGCAUCCGAGGGAGAGCUGGAGGAUCUUCGAGCGGAUUUCUUAGUGUACAUAGAGCUAACGUGAACGUUGAAAGAAAGAGAGGGGGAGAAAGAGCCGAAAGAGAGACGCGAGGGAGAGGAGUUUCGGUAAGGAAACACCCGGUUUCCGGGCGCGUGAGCGGACAGUGCCAAAAACAGACAGAAUUGCCGCCGACGCGCGCCGGAUGGGCGAUGCUUUAUCUUGUCCGUCGCGUAAGUUUACGUUCAAUCAAUCUCUUACUUUGUGUAUAUAUUAUACAUAGCAUAUAAAAUUACCACACACAACACACACGUGCGCGGGCAUAUGCAUAAUACGUAUAUGUGCACCCCACACACACACACACACAACACACACAUACACGUUACAUAAAAUAUUGUAUACGCAUACAUGUGUA
This is a messenger RNA of Vollenhovia emeryi, 7054 nucleotides long. RefSeq names its product tyrosine-protein phosphatase 99A (gene Ptp99A). Gene Ontology annotation, biological process: protein dephosphorylation. Gene Ontology annotation, molecular function: protein binding; protein tyrosine phosphatase activity. NCBI's taxonomy places the organism in Eukaryota, Metazoa, Arthropoda, Insecta, Hymenoptera, Formicidae. Bases 2363 to 6421 code for a protein of 1352 amino acids. The record is from RefSeq and is a predicted model, not a curated record. The transcript is spliced from 19 exons.